AUGGCGGCAGAUGCCAAGAUGGCGGCCGAGUACGAGAUGGCGGAUAGAGAACUGACAAAGGAAUCUCGUAGUGAAACGAGAUUCUCGUGCGUCAACGUGGUUGAACAAAAGAAGUCUCGUGGGGAACGAGAUUCUCGCACGAUAACGUGGUCGGACAAUGGAAGUCUCGUUUUUGAGAAACGAGAGUCUCGUGAUUGUGCUGUAGUAGUCAGGCGUCGAGUUGACUCGCGGGGUGGGUUACUUAGUAGGAAAGUCGCGAAACCUUUUGAACUAUCCGCCUUGGUACAUUGCAGGUAUGGGCGUUCUCUACAGAACCUUGGGAAAAAUGAGAGGCCUGUAGGAGAGGAAAGGCUCGGUGACUAUUUAGGUAGAAUUGGUCUUACACUCGUUCCGGAAAAACAAUUGAUGCAUAUUUCCGAUUUGAUCUGGAACAAUGUGGAGGCCGGAAGAAGUAAAGGUCACUUGGAGACGGACCCAAUGCUGGAGGGAGUAGCGUACUACCGGGAUAUUUCAUUGGUAGAUGGCUUGCCUGAUCGGAGGGAGCAUCGUACUGGAAUAUCUCGAACCGUAGUACACGAUGCGGAGCGUAAGUCACUGAUCGCAAAAACUUGCGGGUUCCCUGGGAUCGGAUGCGGCGCCUGGAAUUCGGUGGACGGAUUCCCGCGUCGGGGUUUAGCCCUCAGACCGGCGUGGAGUCGGCAUGUCGGCAUGGAGUCGGCAUAA
Molecule: messenger RNA, 723 nt
Organism: Ilex paraguariensis (yerba mate)
Lineage: Eukaryota; Viridiplantae; Streptophyta; Magnoliopsida; Aquifoliales; Aquifoliaceae
Source: the annotation of a GenBank genome assembly